Dufourea novaeangliae is the source of this 2385-nucleotide messenger RNA. RefSeq names its product ribose-phosphate pyrophosphokinase 1 (gene Prps). Lineage: Eukaryota; Metazoa; Arthropoda; Insecta; Hymenoptera; Halictidae. The coding region runs from base 137 to 1399 and encodes 420 amino acids. Gene Ontology annotation, cellular component: cytoplasm; ribose phosphate diphosphokinase complex; nucleus. Gene Ontology annotation, molecular function: ribose phosphate diphosphokinase activity; protein binding; ubiquitin protein ligase activity. The record is from RefSeq and is a predicted model, not a curated record. The transcript is spliced from 8 exons. Gene Ontology annotation, biological process: ribonucleoside monophosphate biosynthetic process; purine nucleotide biosynthetic process; protein ubiquitination.
ACCCUAGUAUCAUUUUGAUUGUAAAGAAAAAGCAAUGUUAAUGUAUUUUUUCUAUGAAAGAAAUCAAGUUAAAUAAAAUCCAAUAUAUUUUUUGUAAAAUUUGUGCAAGACAUAUUUUAUUUUACACUUUUAUACAAUGGAGGUUAUGGACUACAGUGAAGAAACACCACAAAUGGAAGGUGCGGAAGAAGAUCGUUCUGAAGAAUCUGAUAAUAAUGAUAUAGCUGAUAACAAUGAUAAUGCUGAUAAUAAUGUGGAAACUGAAGUCCAAGCAGACGAGAUAAUGAUGCCUGUGUCCCAGCCAGUGCGUGCCAAGAGUUUGUUACGCGCAAACUUAGAAAAUUCUCGCGGACGACUUUUGCAAAGCAGAAUGCCAAACAUCAAAGUCUUCAGUGGCACGUCGCAUCCAGAUUUGGCUCAGCGCAUAGUCGACAGGCUCGGUAUAGACAUUGGAAAGGUUGUCACUAAGAAAUUCAGCAACCUCGAAACAUGCGUGGAGAUAGGAGAAUCCGUUCGUGGAGAAGAUGUAUACAUUGUACAAAGUGGAAGUGGAGAAGUAAAUGACAAUUUGAUGGAACUGUUGAUUAUGAUCAAUGCGUGCAAAAUUGCAUCUGCAUCACGUGUAACAGCAGUAAUUCCUUGUUUCCCAUAUGCAAGACAAGACAAAAAGGACAAGGGUGGUGAUGGAGGUGACAACUCAAAUUCUAAGAAUCAAAUUGUCAUGAAGUCAAACGAGUGGAAAUUCAGGAGUCGUGCACCUAUUUCGGCAAAAUUAGUAGCAAACAUGCUGUCGGUAGCAGGAGCUGAUCACAUCAUCACAAUGGAUUUGCAUGCUAGUCAAAUUCAAGGCUUUUUCGACAUUCCAGUUGACAAUUUGUUUGCCGAACCAGCUGUCUUGAAAUGGAUUAAGGAAAACAUUAUUGAAUGGCGAAACAGCAUUAUUGUUUCACCAGAUGCUGGCGGUGCUAAAAGGGUAACGUCUAUCGCUGACCGCUUAAAUGUCGAGUUUGCGCUUAUACACAAAGAAAGAAAGAAGGCAAACGAAGUUGCUAGUAUGGUAUUAGUUGGAGAUGUGAAGGACAGAGUUGCCAUUCUAGUAGAUGAUAUGGCUGACACAUGUGGCACUAUUUGCCAUGCAGCGGAAAAACUCCUGGAAGCUGGUGCAACAAAAGUCUAUGCAAUUUUGACGCACGGCAUCUUCAGUGGCCCGGCAAUCAGCAGAAUUAAUAAUGCAUGCUUCGAGGCUGUUGUAGUAACGAAUACCAUUCCUCAAGAUGGUCAUAUGAAGGAUUGUCCGAAAAUACAGUGCAUUGAUGUAUCAAUGAUGUUCGCUGAAGCUGUAAGGCGGACUCACAAUGGUGAAUCUGUAUCGUACCUGUUUUCGAAUGUACCGUAUUAGAUACAACUCUGUCUGGUAUUGUACUCUAUGGAACUGUGUAAGAAGAAUUGUAUUCUUUUUACACCUGUUUACUGUUAUUCAUAGCUCAGUUUAAACUAAUUUGCCUACAGGAAAAAUUUUCGAAAUAAGCACUCGUAUGCUAUUUUUAAAUUGAAAACCAUAUGUGCUCCUCUUUUUUUUUUUCUUGUUUUGAUUUUUGAUAGACGUGUAGGAAGUGAGACAUUAGGUAGAUAAAAUGUAUUGUCUAUUUUGAACAGAAGUAAGUUGAUAAUUAAUAGAUACGAACAAGAAUCCUCAGAAUGAAAUUGUUUAAAGAUAAUAAAAUUUUUUGCUAGGCUGCUCAUUAAAAUGCAGAAUAUAUUACUAUUCCGUUUAGAGUAUAGUUAUUAUGUCGUUUAAUUUAGGAUGGUAUAUUCACAACGUUAAAUGUGAAGUAUAUCUGUUAUCGCGGUAUGAAAUGACACUGCAUUUAUCCUGAUUAUCUAAUUCAGGAUAGAAAGUAUUGCCAUGGAUGCAUACAGCAUUCGUGCAAAGCAACUACGCCAUUAGAGGCAUAUCUGAUUUUUACAGACAUGUGCAGAAGGUUUGCAAUAUCGAUGUAAAAUUUUUCACACGGUAAUUACAAAGUGUCGAGAAGACUCUAGCUUUUACAAUUCUAAUGUGAUGUGAGUACCGUAUUUUAAUACAUUGCGUCUACUACAUCGUAUUCAAUAAGAAGAUAAUGUUGAAAAGGCAUAUUUUUUUCGACUAUCUUUUUACGACCACAACUUUUACGAAAACAAAAAUGCGCUAUUUAUACAAACGUAUUUCUAUUGCCGAAAAUAAUCUGUCCUCGUUUAAUAGAGGAAUCUGACUUUACAGUCAUCUACUCAGCUUCGGACCAAUAUAAUAUGAAAAUAUAAGUCAAUAUACAUACAGCAUUGUUUAUGUGCAAACUUUUCUUAAUUCGAUAAAAAAAAGAAAUGCCACCUGUUAAUCAAUUGAGU